AUGCCUCUUCCCUGCACUCUCAAGGAGCGACUGCUCCGAGCGAGUCUGGCACUUCUUUGCUUUGUAGGUAUGGUGGCAAUUUGGUCUUCAGCUCUAUCGCACGAAACAACCCCUUUGCAGAGUUCCACGCUGGCAUUUCUCUUUUUGAUGUUGUGCGGAUUCUGCUUGCAAGCGGUGAACCCUGUCACAGACAAAACGGCACAUAGCUCGGCACAAGCUUUGGUGCAGACACGGCAGCGUUUGGGUCGACCCGAAGAGCCUUUUACUUCCUCAGUCCCAGAAGAACCUGGAGCGAAAUUUAUGAAGAGCACAGUGGCAAGCCGAAUGAGGAGUCAGGCUGCCCAGGCUGCCCAGCCUGCCCAGGGCUUGAAAACUGGUCCGGCUGCGUGUGGGGAGCGGUUUCAGCCAGAGAAGGAAUCCACAAAGCUGAAGCAGGAUACACCUAGACGGAAUGAAGUCGAUGGAAAGGACCAGAGGGAACGACCGCAAGGUGACUCACACAAAAACGACAAAAUGUGUCAUAAGACUCAUAAGACUGAAAGGCAGGGAAUUCACAGCAACACGAACUGUGCUUUCGGAAGGCCAAGAGUCUCCAGGAGACUGCUGGAAUGCUUCAGAGCAUGUGGUAGACUGCUUCGUCGAGUGCAUCCUCGCAUAUCGAAUUUCUGGAAGUUGAGCAUUUGCAGUAACAAUUUCUAUAAAGGGAUUGUUUCACACUGUGGCAACCAGACCUUGAAAGCUGGCGUGGAGGUGCAAGAUUUGCCAGGUGUGAGCGGAGGACUCGGUGAUGCCCGGAGAGACCAAGAAUCCUGGCGCGAUUUGCAACCGACAAACAUGACAAACACCGUGAAACCAUUACCGACAAACAUGAAUCCAAAGCAAAGAAUGGCAGGAUCCAUGCGGCAGCCCGACAAGAACACCUCCCACGAAAAACUUGCUUUGAAACAACACCACGGCAGCAUCAGUUCUCACGUGCCGGAACAAGAUUGCCAAGAAAGAGGAUAUACUCGGUGUUUCCUUCCAGACCAUCACACAAAAUUCUCUAUUCGUCAUGUCUUUGAGUCUAAUACGCUAGUGCCUGCCUCAUUUGACAAGAUGGAAAAUGGAAGCUCGAACCUCCACGAUGAAACCGCAGUGCCAAAAAAGCCUUGGAGAUCAUCGCGAAGAGGACAUUCACCGCGCCAGGAGUGCAUGGUCCAAAAGGAGAACAUUUGUCCUGCUGGAACGGCCAGAGUCGACAAGGAGACCAAGAAAUUGCAGCAGUUGAACUAUCUACGGCGACUUCCUUGUGCCAAACACCAAGUGCUGCAAGCACCGAACAGCGCGCUGCCAGUCUCCAGCGCCUCGACCAAGCACAGUACGCAUGGCAUGGCGAAGCACGGUGAUAUCUUCAUUGAUCCCGAAUUUCAGGACUCCCCUUCCCAGGCUUUCUUGGAGUUAGUCGCAAUGUGUGAGAGAUCCGAGACAGGUCACGUGCAGGCAAUGGCAGCUUUGAGGAGGUUACAAGGAUCAAUGCCCCGUCAUCGAUUCAAAUGAUGGUGACGGAGUUUGCUGCAUAAAGUUGGUUUAGGUCAGUUUUUUGGAGCUCUGGUCUGCUUCGAACCAUUGAAGCUCAUGGUCAGAGUGGAAAUUAGAGGGAUUCUGCAGAUAGCAUUCUUAGCAUUAAACCACCUGCAUGCGGAAGAUUCACAUCGCUGUCACGAAGCG
Cladocopium goreaui is the source of this 1707-nucleotide messenger RNA. The record is from the annotation of a GenBank genome assembly. NCBI's taxonomy places the organism in Eukaryota, Dinophyceae, Suessiales, Symbiodiniaceae.